GACGGAUGCGAUCCAGCCCAAACCCCCAGCAUCCCGGCAUUCAUGGUGACACAUUCAUGGGUUCAGAGCAGGUGGAGAUGCGUAAGAGACAGAUGCAGAUUCACCAGGAAGCUGCUGCCAGUGUCCUCCAAGCACGCCACAGAAUGGGCAACACCCCCGCCAACGCCUCAAACGCCUGCUGCUUCUGCUGGUGCUGCUGCUGUAGCUGUUCCUGUUUGACUGUUAGGAGUGAAGACGAGACAAUUCAGAGAACGACGUAUGAGAGGAGGACAGAGGGAUCCACUAAUUGUGAUGACAGCACCAAGCCCAGCCUGGAGGAUGCGCACUCCUGGUCCACCUCAUUUGAGAAGCUCAUGAAAAGUGCGGCUGGACGAAGCUGCUUCAGGCAGUUCCUGCGCACAGAGUUCAGCGAGGAGAACAUGAUGUUCUGGUUGGCCUGUGAGGAGCUCAAAAAGGAGACCAACAAGACCGUGGUGGAGGAGAAGGUCCGGCAAAUAUACGAGGACUUCAUCUCGAUCCUCUCCCCCAAAGAGGUUAGCCUGGACUCACGCGUUCGAGAUGUGAUAAACCGCAACAUGCUGGAACCGACGUCGCAUACGUUCGAUGACGCUCAGCAGCAGAUCUACACGCUGAUGCAAAGGGACUCAUAUCCACGCUACAUGAACUCGACAGUGUAUGCGGAUCUUCUAAAGAGCCUGGAAGAGCCUCCUCAAGAGCCAUAG
Messenger RNA from Lampris incognitus (smalleye Pacific opah), 722 nucleotides. Its product is annotated as regulator of G-protein signaling 20. The record is from RefSeq and is a predicted model, not a curated record. Lineage: Eukaryota; Metazoa; Chordata; Actinopteri; Lampriformes; Lampridae. The transcript has 5 exons. Bases 6 to 722 code for a protein of 238 amino acids.